Prunus armeniaca (apricot) is the source of this 603-nucleotide messenger RNA. Lineage: Eukaryota; Viridiplantae; Streptophyta; Magnoliopsida; Rosales; Rosaceae. The record is from the annotation of a GenBank genome assembly.
AUGGGCCGUGGAAGGCUGAAGAUGGAACUGAUAGCGAACGAACGAGCUCGAAAAACAACUUUUCAGAAGAGAAGGAAGGGCAUGAUGAAGAAGGCCUACGAGUUUUCAACUCUUUGCGAAUUAGAUGUCUGCAUGGUCAUCUAUGGCCCUAAACAGACUGAUCGGCCUCCUGAACUCCACACGUGGCCCGAAAACCGCGACGAGGUUGACCGCAUAAUCAACAAGUACAAGGCCAGCAUCAUGCGCAAACCAGCCAAGAAAACCUUUGAUUUGUCUGACUUGUUGAGGGACCGAAAAACCAAGGUCCAUGUUGACAUCUACAGAGCGCGGAAGGAGAUGUAUGAGGCCAAGUAUCCAACAUGUGAUGAACGUAUUGAAAGUUUCUCCGAAAAUCAACUGGAGGCGCUUCUGAAUACGUUGGACACAAAGCUCGAGUCUGGCAAGAGAACAUUACUUAACAAGAGGAAACAAUCAGCUGAAUGCCAUCAGCAUCAAAUACAUUACAUGGGAAAAGCAGCACCAACCAAAAUAAUGUUGAUGGGUGGAAACCCUAAUAAUAAUAUCACUGGUGAAUCAUCAAGUCAAAAGCAGCCUUUCGUCUGA